Helobdella robusta is the source of this 1098-nucleotide messenger RNA. RefSeq lists its product as hypothetical. The record is from RefSeq and is a predicted model, not a curated record. The coding region runs from base 1 to 1098 and encodes 365 amino acids. Gene Ontology annotation, molecular function: chloride channel activity. The transcript has 9 exons. NCBI's taxonomy places the organism in Eukaryota, Metazoa, Annelida, Clitellata, Rhynchobdellida, Glossiphoniidae.
AUGACCGUAACAUACAGCAAAGAAGUUGCAACUUCUAAUUUUUCUUGUUUCCUCAAAUUAUUAUCGAGAUGGCGGGGGAGUAUAUACAAGCUAUUGUGGAAAGAUUUCAUCGUAUUUGCCUUUCUCUAUUUCCUUCUUAGUUUUGUGUACCGUUUCGCUAUGAACGACUAUCAAAGAAAAGUUUUUGAAAUGAUCUCUCUGUACUGUGAGAGUAACAACGCACGCAUCCCAGUUGCAUUCAUCUUGGGGUUUUACGUGUCUCUGAUAAUGACGAGAUGGUGGAACCAGCUGGCACUCAUUCCCUGGCCUGAUCACAUGGCCAUGUUUGUUACUGCCAACGUUCAAGGAGCUGACGAGAGAGGCAGGAUGAUGAGAAGGACGAUGGUCAGGUACAUAUGUCUGGCCUUCACACUGACCAUGUCCUGCAUCAGCCCUGCGGUGAGAAAGAGGUUUCCAACAAACGAUCACAUGGUUCAAGCAGGGAUAAUGACCGAGAACGAAAAAAAUAUUUUGGAAAAGAUACCUGACAAAUAUGGAAACUUUUUCAUACCUCUGUGUUGGAUCACCACACUGGUGAACAGAGCAAGGAGGGAAAACAGAGUGAAAGAUGACAUGGCUCUCAAAACUUUAGUCGCCGAAAUAAAUGAAGUCAGAAGAUGUCUAGCCACACUGAUGGUUUAUGAUUGGAUAUCCGUUCCUUUGGUCUAUACACAAGUAGUCACGUGGGCCGUGUACAUGUUCUUCCUGGCGAGUCUGAUGGGCAAACAAUUCCUAGCAGGGAAACAAGACAUGUACUUUCCACUGUUCACGUUUCUGGAAUAUUUUUUCUAUAUGGGAUGGUUAAAGGUCGCCGAAUGUCUCGUCAAUCCAUUUGGAGAAGAUGAAGACGAUUUUGAUGUUAAUUUCCUCAUAGAUAGAAACUUAUGUGUAGCGUACACAAUUGUGGAUGAUGUGCACAAGGAGCAGCCUGAAAUGAUCAAGGAUAUUUACUGGGACGAACAGGAAUUUGAAAUGCCGUACACGGUGGCGUCCGAACCCUUCCGAGUUCAAUACCCUCACAAAGGAUCCGCUAUUGAUUUGGCGUUAGAUAUUACAUAA